CGCGGGCUCGCGGGUCCGCGCCCCGGUCCUGUCCGCAUGGAGCUGCGGGCCUCCGCGUCCUGGGCUCGCCCUCAGGAAGGCCCCGCGGACGCCGAGGCCGAGCGGCCGGGGGCCGGCCGCCCCGUUCCUGCGCUGCCUCUGCCUGGUGGGCUUCCUGGACUUGUUUGGUGUCAGCAUGGUGGUGCCUCUAUUGGGCCUUCACGUCAAGUCUCUUGGAGCGAGUCCCACUGUGGCUGGGAUAGCAGGCUCCUCCUAUGGCAUCUUGCAGCUCUUGUCUAGCACCCCCGUGGGCUGCUGGAGUGAUGUGAUUGGACGACGGUUCUCCUUGCUGGUGUGCAUUCUCUGCAGUGCCCUGGGUUACCUCAUUCUUGGAGUAUCCACCAACAUGUUCCUGUUUGUCCUCGCCAGAGUCUCUGUGGGUAUUUUUAAACAUACCCUCUCCAUUUCAAGGGCCAUGCUUUCUGACCUGGUUCCAGAGAAGGAGCGACCAUUAGCCAUUGGACAGUUAAACACAGCGUCUAGUGUGGGCUUCAUCUUGGGCCCCGUGGUCGGUGGCUAUCUUAGUGAACUGGACGGUGGAUUUUGUCUAACGUGCUUCAUCUGUUUCUCUGUCUUCAUUCUCAAUGCUGGUCUCGUGUGGCUGUGUCCAUGGAGUGAAGCCAGCAUCCGGAGCACAAGGAGCGGCCUGAGGCUGGGGGAAAGCCGUGCCCCUUCAGGGAAGACGGGCCGUGCUGGACCAGAAGCCAGCCCAGGGCCCGGCCUGGAGGGUGAGGAGGGCGCAGGGGCCCGAGGGCCCUGGGCGGAGGGCGCGGCCGCGCUGCAGCGCCUGCGGAGCCUGGUGACCUCGGAGAUGGGGGACGUGCUCCUGGUGCGCCUGCUGAUGGCGCUGGCCGUCAUGCUGUACCACAGCAACUUCGUCCUGGCCCUGGAGGAGCGCUUCGGGGUGCGGCCCAAGGUGACGGGCCACCUCAUCAGCAGCUGCAGCGCCCUGGGGGCCCUGGCCGGCCUGGCCCUGGGGCCGCUCCUGCGGCUGUACCGGCACGACUGCCCGCGGCUGCUGCUGCACUCCAGCGCGCUCACCUGCCUGCUGCUGCUGCUCUUCGCCACCGCUCCCACUGCGGGCGCCGCCGCGGUCCCCGCCCUGCUGCUGGCCUUCUCCACGGCCGUGGGCAGGACGUGCAUCACGGACCUCCAGCUGGCCGCCGGCGGGGCCCGGGCCGGGGGCGCCCUCAUAGGCCUGGGGCAGUCCGUGACGGCCGUGGGCCGGGUGGUGGCCCCCCUCCUCUCCGGAGUCGCCCAGGAGUUCAGUCCUUGUGGCCCCCCCAGCCUGGGGGCCGCGUUGGCGCUGGCGGCUGUUUCCGUAAUGCUGCUGCACAGACCUCGCUAUGGCGGGGACGGCAGCGGCCGGUUAAAAAGUGAAUAGAAGCAUUUGGACAGCCGGCGAACCCGACCCGAGGUGGGAUGGGGACAGAGGCCAGGCCGGAGGGUGCAUUGGGAAGGAGGGGUGAGUGGUGAAAAGAUAUUUCCAGGCGGGCUCCUCCAGGCCAGCCUCCGGCUUCCGCCGCCCAGGCCUGUGGAUGAUCAGAGUCCAUCGGGAGAGGAGAGCGGGGAGGGGACAGGAAGCUGUGCGGGAAGGCAGGGGCCCGGCUCCCUCCUCAAUAAAAGCAGACUGCGGGCAGUUGGGACCGUGCCUGUCCACUGAGCGAAGAGGGCUUUUCCACUGCCGGCCCCUGGACAUGGAAGGAGUUGCUGAAAGCCGGUCUGCCACGUCCUCAAGUCAGAACAGGGUCGUGGGUGCUGGUUCCACCCGGGACCCGCUUCAGAGUCAGAGGCCAGCCUCGGCCCUGGAGACUGACCGCGGCCCCGGUGAGGCCAGACCUCGUCGCAUUCCGGAAGUACCGAGUGCAGUUCCUCGUGGAGGCAGAGAAAGGAGCUCUGAGACGGGCUGGUUUUGAUGAGAGGAAAACACUUUACUAGGGGCCAUCUCUCCUCUUAUUGGACUGGACCUCCCCAGCGGGGCACUGAGCCCUGACACUGGUCAGAAUCAGUGGCAGGCGUCACGCCUUGUCGGGGGACUUAGUUCUUCAUUGCCUGGUGUGGAAGGUCAUUUCCUUUAUUUUGCUGUCACACCUGUGAACGGAAGAGCUGUUUUUCUCCAUGGACACGGGUUGGUGAGCCUCUUCCAGGGCCUAGACGGCUGCCAUUCCAAGAUCAGUGCCCAAGGGGCGAGGGCCCGGGGCUCGCAUGGCUCGGAGGAAGGCACUGUGGGCACCGACUGCUUGGGCCACAGCGGUCACUAAUGACAUCAUGUAGGU
Messenger RNA from Pipistrellus kuhlii (Kuhl's pipistrelle), 2315 nucleotides. It is a transcript of the gene SLC67A2, whose product is annotated as major facilitator superfamily domain containing 9. The record is from RefSeq and is a predicted model, not a curated record. Gene Ontology annotation, biological process: transmembrane transport. NCBI's taxonomy places the organism in Eukaryota, Metazoa, Chordata, Mammalia, Chiroptera, Vespertilionidae. Gene Ontology annotation, molecular function: transmembrane transporter activity. Bases 176 to 1423 code for a protein of 415 amino acids. The transcript has 7 exons.